UUUGCGCAUGCGCAGAGUUCACUUUUUCGUUAAUUUCGUUCAGUUGGUAGGGGCCCCCUCUGAUGCCAUUAACUCAUCAUAUAGUUAUUUUGUGAACAUCAGGAGAUGUAUCAAGUGUGCUGAAUUGCCCAUUACGAUUUAUUUUGCACGAUGAUACUGUUGUAUAUGUGAUUUUUGGUGUAACAAAUAUAUAAAUGGUUGACUAACUUCCACUAGAAUGCUUUGAAGUAAGUUCCUAGCCGCGUUCAUGGAACCAUUUAUAAAUACGGUUGCUUUAUCGUUACCUAACAGAAAUUGGGUUGGGAUUCAUGACAUAUGACCUGAUUUUAAAGUUACAGUUGUAUCCCAACAAGGAAUUUCUUAUUUACUAUCUUACCAGUAUAUCGUGUAAUUGAGUCCUAAAAGCUUAUUUUAUUAACUGUUUCAGUUACGUUAAUUAUUAAAUUAAUUUUUUUAGAGAGAAAAAUUUGAAAAAGUUUAGCUGACCCCAAAGAUGAGAAUUAGUUUAGGAUAGUCCUUAUGACAUUGUGGUUUCGGAACAUACUAGGAUUAUUUUAGGCGGGAAAGACUGUUAUUAUUUUGUCAGUGGCAGUUGCUAAUCGGUUAUUUUCUAGAGUUUUUUUUUUUUUGCUAGUGUUCUGAAUGUGUUUUUACUGGAGAUUUUUUGGUGUGCUUUUAAAUUGUAGAUCGUAAUGAAGUGAAAGUAGAUACUGAUUUUUCUUUUUAGCUUGUAAUAUCAAACUUUGUGCCUUGCUGUUGAUACGUGUUGUUUCGAUGCACUUGCAAGUGCUCAGGCGUUUUAAGAUUUAAUUAAUAGUAUUUACUGUUUUCAAAGACAUGGAAAAUUUCGCAACUGAUCUAGAAGUUGAAGAUAUGCAUUGCGAUACUGAAGAUCUUGAGUUAACCACCAGUUCUGGGUGUGACAUGACGUAUGCUUGUGAUACGUCGUCAGAAGAGUUGAGUGUUUUUCGUGUAUUGCCAAGAAAAUUAAAUUUCCUUGAAUGUGAUGAACAGACAUCUCCCGUAAAGUUCGAUAAAUCUGUGAUUGAUGCCCAAAAGCGAGGUGUUAACAAUUUGUCGUCUUCCAUGUCCCCGCCUUACAAGCGAGUUAGGGCACUAAAACUAUUCGACACGCCAACAACUCCAAAAACUUUGUUUGAAAAAUGUUCCAUGGACUCUAUCUCUGCUGAUAAUGCAAAACCAAAUGCCAGUUCCACUGAAAAGCGUGAGAAAGAUCUGCCGACUGCUAAUAAAAAUCCUUUUACACCCAAAGAAAUGUUGUCACCUCUUUGGAAGAAGCAGAAAAUUGGAAACCGUUCAAGUACCCCAACUGGUGACUUGCCUGCAGAUGCAGAUCCGGUUGAAGACGCAGAUAUACCCACAAAGAAACUGGCUCUCAAAGAGUCGAAUAUUUCUAGAUAUCGUCAGGAGUUCCACGAGAUAUGCCUGAUCGGCAAAGGGGAGUUCUGCAGCGUGUACAAGUGCCUGAACAGGCUGGACGGCUGCACGUACGCGGUGAAGAAGAGCAUCAAGCCGGUGACGGGCAGCGUGGACGAGAAGCGGGCCCUCAACGAGGUGUACGCCCACGCGGUGAUGGGCCGGCACCCCAACGUGGUGUGCUACUUCUCGGCGUGGGCGGAGGACGACCACAUGUUCAUCCAGAACGAGUACUGCGACGGCGGCAGCCUGGCCGACCUCAUCAAGAAGUGCACCUUCACGGAGGCGGAGCUGCGCAUCCUGCUGCUGCAGCUGGCCGAGGGCCUGAAGCACAUCCACUCCAAGAUGCUGGUGCACCUGGACUUGAAGCCCGACAACGUGUUCGUGUCGCACGAGAAGUACUUCGACUUCUCCAAGCACGACCUGCGGGUGGACGAGGACGACGGCUUCGAGGACGUGGAGGAGGUGACGUACAAGAUCGGGGACCUGGGCAACGUGACCUCGCUGGCCAGCCCGCGCGUCGAGGAGGGGGACUGCCGCUACCUGGCGCGGGAGAUCCUGCUGGAGGACCACUCGCUGCUGGACCGGGCCGACGUGUUCUCCCUGGGGCUGACCGUGUACGAGGCGGGCGGGGGCGGGCCCCUGGCCAAGAACGGGGCGGAGUGGCACGCCGUGCGCGACGGCAGGCUGCGAGACCUGCCGCACUGCAGCCGCGAGUUCAACGCCCUGCUGCGGGAGAUGGUGACCCCCGAGGCGUCGGCGCGCCCCAGCGCGGCCGCCCUGCUCGCCCACCCCGUGGUCUUCCCGCUGGGCCCCAAGAACAAGAUCCAGCUGCAGUACGAGCUGGAGCUGGAGCGGAGUCGCAAGGCGGCCACGCUGCGUCGCCUGCUGGAGCGCAGCGCACCGGGUUCCCGCGCGCGCCCGGGCGGCAAGAAGCUGCUGCGUAGCCGCAGCAACGUCGACUUCUAGCCGUCCCCUUGGCACUGACGAGGCUGACGACUGCUCGUGCGGCGACAUUCACGUAUUGUUGUGUACAUUCAGUUUUAUUUUUGAUUGUUUCUACGUUAAUGUCAACAAACGUUCUUUAAAAAAAAUCUGUGCAACUGCCAAAGAAAUAGCUUUUUAUGCUUUUACUUUUUGAAGCUAGCAAGCAGGCUGAUUUUCAGUAAUACUUAUUGCAUUAAAUUAUGGCUGUGUUGCAGCUAGAGUGGCACCUAUUAAAUAUUUUUUUAUGUAUUAUUUUCUUUUUAAUUAAGAAUUUGAGUUAACAUUCCUUAAUGGACGUUUCAAAAAACAUAGUUAGAUUUCAGCCAACGUGUUAAGUUAGGAGUUUGUACAUUUUUUUUUUUUUUGGUUGUGCUACUGUUUAAUUAUGUAAGAAGUGGUGUUUAUUACAGAGAUUUUUUAUAUGCACUUGUAUUUUUAUUGGAAAGCUUAUGGUUGGCUACGUUUCGUGAUAGCAUUUGCUAAUGAAAAUAAGAGUUUACAAUGCCUUACAUCGUUGAAUGUGGUCAAAACAAGCAAGCUAAUUUCUCGCGAACUGAUUAAUAAUACUUAAGUAAUUUUUUGUGUGCUAGUUAAGUGGCUGCUAGGUCUGAGCUUUGUUCUCAAUUGCCAUUUUGUGCCCUCUGUCCACACAGUUAUUUCCUUGUUUGACUGGGUCGUUCAGGACUGCUAAUGAUUUGUGUCUGUUAGUUUGUAAGUGUGAAAUGAUUGUGUAUUUAAAGUUUUAUGGAGAAAAAAAAAUUCUUUUUCUCAAAACUUUAUUUCAGGAAAGAUUGCUGCAUGUGAUGAUUCAUUUUCCAGUGAGAAUAGCAGCAAGUUCCCGGUGCAAUUUAAUAUAAAGCACGUAGAUACGUCAUAUUUUGUUAGCUGUGCAGUAUUGAGCGGGUCAGCGAUAUGAACCUUGUUACUUAAAACCUUGUUUAUGUAGUGGUUCUGUGGGAGAAAAAAGUCCUCACAACCUAUUAGUCAUAUUACUGUAUAAAAUGCAUAGUGUUAUUUUAUUAUAAAAAAAAACUCAAAAUAAAACUGUAGGAAAUAGUUCUGAGAAUAGAUAUUUACCGUAAAAAUGUUAAAAAUGGCAAAAGACGUGAAAGCUAUAUUGCUACCUUGUUAGUUUUGAAAUUCGUAAUUUCAUUUUUCAUGUAAAAAAAAAAAAAAUAUGGAGACUAAAUACUUAUUUGAAAAUUGUGUUAUGAAUUGUGAAAUUUGUAAAUUGGUUUGUAAUUCAACCAUUUUUUUUAAACCUGAUGUUGCGAUUCUUCACUGUUCUGCGAAGAGAAAACUCUAAUAGCAUGUGUUUCGUUUCUUUCCUUGUCAUAGUCUCGGAGAUGGCGAGUGUCUGUAGAAGGCAGUGUUCCCUUGUCGUCGGUGGCGAUAACUGGGGAGGAAAUUACCUCAUUUGAACAAUAAUAAAAUAAGAAUUUUGUAGUAGGUGGCCUAGACACAAGCAAGGUUUACUCUUUCUUUAUAGUUAAGUGCAAAAGCACUCUUUGUUUGUAAUCAAUUAUGACUAGGUAUUACACUGGAAAAAGAACUUGCAUUUAUAACUAAUUUAAAUUUUUUUUUUUUCCAUACUGCUGCCUCUAUUCCCUUUUUUCAAUGGAUUGCAAUUCUACACAUUCACCGAAUUUUAUUUGAAGCCUUUCCGGUUGAGGGUUUUAUUCACAUACCGACCGCAGGCAGGAUAAUUGCACCAAUUUAAGCAGAAACUAGUAAUUAUGUAUGUACUAUUUCUAUUUUAAAUUGUAUUGUUAAUAUUUUUUUUUUUUGCACAACACUUACUAAUGAAAAUUUUUAACAGUCCCUUGUGGUAGUUUUACUGCAAAGUUGCAUUUUGUAGUGAAAAAUGGUUGCAACUAAUUUUACUUGUGCAUAAUUUGUAGUAGUAUUUAUUGUUUUUGGUUAAUCUUUUUUUGAAAUAAUAAUGUCUUUGCUACUUACAAUUCUGUAUAUGUCCAGCUUUGAUGUUCUCACAUUUUUAAGCUGUCUCUGGGGUCAAUUUUACUAAAUAUAGGUAAUCAUCACAGCCAAUGUUUUUUUUUUUUUUUCAUGAAUGUGUGUUUGUGUGAAGUCAGAUUUUUAACAUGUGUAAAGUUGUAGUAUUUAGAGGCUUCUGGGUAUAUAUAUAUUUAAAAGAAAAACCCUUUCAAAAUUUUUUUUUUACUUCCAUUUACUUUUCUGGUGGUUAUUUUGAGACAUGAUAGAAAGUUUGUUACAAUUCAAUUACCUAAUUGCAAAACGUUUGUCGAACAGUGCCACGUUAACUGUGUUUUUUUUUUUUUUUUUUUUUUCAGUUUUGAUACUGCUUGUACCAAGUUUGGUAUAUUGCAAACAAUGAAAAUAGUUUCGUGAUUACAACUAUAAAGACAGGUUAAUUUGAAAAUUAACUGUUUUAACAUUUGCCUAUGCAAUAACUCGGGCACCGCCAUGCGAGAUUUCCUGCUUAGCUUGCAAACAGCUUGCCUCGAUUAUGACGGGGACCUUAAAAUCACAACCUGUCGCUAGGUAUCAAGUGACGCAACAAAGAUACUUGCUGCAAUUUUAAAAUCAAUAUUUUUUUAUGUUUUAAUGGCUUUUAUUACACAAUUUCCCUCGACUUGGUGGUCUUUUCUUAUGACGAGUUUCUUAGAACUCUAUUAAAUAAAAAUUAGAAAAAUAAUGAUUUGAAAAUUGCUUCUUUGUUACGUCACUUGAUACUUGUUGCUAUCCGACAGGUUUCGAUUUUAAGGUCCUUGUCACUGUUGAAGUAAACUGUUUGCAAACGGUGUUUCUGCACAGGUGUAUGUUAGAACAGUUGUCUUUAUAGUUACAAUCAUGAUAAACACCAAUUAGAUUACGUACCAAACUACUUUCAUUGUUAACAAAAUACCGCUCUUCAUACAACUGGUACCGAAUCAGAGACGGACACAUAGUUAACAUGGGGCUAAUGAUAUCCUGACGUGAAUACACAACUUGACAUAUAAAGUAAAAAUGUUUGCAAAUAAUUAAAAUGUAACAAAUUUUUUUUUUUUGCCUGUCUUAAAAAACAACCCCACAAAGGUCAGUAUAACUAAAAGAAAAAAAUUGGUAAGUCUGUUUAGAAGACUUUCUUCUUGAUUAGUAUUUAGAAUUUGAUCAAAGUUUGUAAUAGUAAGUUCUGGAAAUUUAAAUUUAUUUGGCGAAGUCACAUGUGAACUUGAUCCCUGAUUGUUGCCCAAUGUACAAAUUUUGAGUCAUCAUUGCUGUUCAAGUGUGUGCGUGUAUUUAACUCCUGGCUUUUCCUAACUAUCUUUACACUAGUUUAGCAACGCUCUUAUACGGUGAAAUACACUAUGAUUAUGUAUGUUAAGUUUAAUUAUUGAUUUGCUUUUUUGAAAACAUGUUUAUGACGUUUGUGUUUGUGUCGCCUGACUUUGCUGGCAGUUGAGAACAGAUCUGAAAUGGCAGUCUUGUCAUCAUAGUGUCAGUAUUGCUAGUAUGUAGUAUGUAGUAGUUCUGGAAAUUGCAAUGAAGUAUGUGCACUGUUGAAAUUUGUAUGUGUUGUUACUAAUAGCAUUGAAAUAAAGGUUUCUUUUUAUAUA
Bacillus rossius redtenbacheri is the source of this 6002-nucleotide messenger RNA. Its product is annotated as wee1-like protein kinase. Gene Ontology annotation, biological process: mitotic cell cycle; protein phosphorylation; negative regulation of G2/MI transition of meiotic cell cycle. Gene Ontology annotation, cellular component: nucleus; cytoplasm. NCBI's taxonomy places the organism in Eukaryota, Metazoa, Arthropoda, Insecta, Phasmatodea, Bacillidae. Gene Ontology annotation, molecular function: magnesium ion binding; non-membrane spanning protein tyrosine kinase activity; ATP binding. The transcript has a single exon. The record is from RefSeq and is a predicted model, not a curated record. The coding region runs from base 838 to 2406 and encodes 522 amino acids.